Ahaetulla prasina is the source of this 6906-nucleotide messenger RNA. RefSeq names its product CUB domain containing protein 2 (gene CDCP2). The record is from RefSeq and is a predicted model, not a curated record. NCBI's taxonomy places the organism in Eukaryota, Metazoa, Chordata, Lepidosauria, Squamata, Colubridae. The transcript has 5 exons. The coding region runs from base 291 to 1850 and encodes 519 amino acids.
AAACAUCAUACCUUUCUUUUAAAAAGGAAAAAUAAAAGGGUAGCCUCAGUCUUCAAAAAAUGAUUUAUCCCUGAUCUUCUUCAUGCUCUAAGAGGGAACUAAAUAAUUACAAAUUCACCAGCUCAUGUUUUAUCCUGAAGCUUAAUAAUCAGGGUCAGGCCUGGUUAGUUUGGGAGGGAAAAACUAUUUGGGAAUAUCAGUUAGUGCAGGCAUUUUAAUAAGCUUUUGGAACAAGAGAGAACAACAGCCAGAAUGUGGGCUGUUCUAGUUGCUAAUCUGUUAUUCUUUGAAUGUUGAUAUUUUCUGUAGGCAUUAAAUGUGGUGGACUUCUGUCAGCACCAUACGGCAAUAUUUCAAGCCCAAAUUUCCCAGGACUUUAUCCAUAUGAUACAGAUUGUACAUGGCUCAUAGUGGUAACAGAAGGAUCCUCUGUACUGCUCACUUUUCAACAUUUUGACCUGGAAUAUCAUGAUAAUUGCGAAUUUGAUUACAUCAAGAUCUUUAAUGGGAUUUCUGAAGACCAAGGAAAUCUGCUUGGUAAAUUUUGUGGCACAAGUUUUCCUCCACCAUUUACCUCAUCCUGGAAUAUCAUGACACUAAUAUUUCACUCAGAUAACCAUGUGGCCAGUCAAGGAUUCUCAGCAGUUUACCAAAAAGAUGUUUGUGGGGGUGUGCUCACAGGAUUGUCUGGAUCAAUCACAAGCCCUGAUUACCCAGAGAAUUAUCCCAAUAAUGCUGAGUGCCACUGGGUCAUCCAGGGAACGUCCAAUUCUGUCAUCAAACUGAUUUUUGUUGACUUCCAGAUGGAACACAGCGAGCAGUGUAAUUUUGAUUAUGUGGCCAUCUUUGAUGGGCCCACAAUGGAAGAUACUCUUCUCAGUUACUACUGUGGAAACACAAAACCUCCAGAGGCAGUAUCUUCUGCACAUGAACUUUUGAUUGUAUUCAAAUCAGAUUUUAACAUUGCUAACAAAGGCUUCAAGGCAUAUUUCUUUUCAGGUGCAUGUCAGGAAGUGUAUACCACUGUCAAAGGAAAUUUCUCCAGUCCUCAAUAUCCACACUCUUACCCCAAUAAUAUCAAGUGUCGAUGGACCAUCCAGCUGCCGCUAGGUUAUCGAAUCAAAGUUUUUUUUCUGGACCUGGAUCUCGAGGGACGGAACAGCCUGACAGAUGGUUGUGAUUAUGACCAUUUGGCUGUGUUUGAUGGAAGUACUGAGAAGGCAUCUCUGCUAGGAAAGUGGUGUGGGAGAGAAAUGCUAUCUCCAAUUAUAUCCAGUAGAAACAACUUGCUGUUGGUCCUUCACACUGAUAGGAAUACAGCCAACCGAGGUUUCUCGAUAGCAUAUUUUGGAGUUGUCCCUAUGAAUGUCAGCUGCACAAGAACAGAGUUUCAGAUCCAAAUCCCCACACAGUCUUUGGCCCAGCUGGAGCGAAAUAAAAUCUACUUAGGAGUCCCCUCCUGCCCUGCGCAAGUGGUCGGCUUGACCUUUCGGAUACAUGCAAGAUUUGAAACCUGUGGCAUGGAACCGCAAAAAAGAAACAACACAUCUAUGAUUGUCAGCAUUCUGUACAUUGACUUUUCCGACGGAAACCAGCAGGAUAUUCACCAAUACGAAGUGCAAUGUGAGCCUAAAAGGAAAGAGGCCCUUGUGAAUCUGAUCUCUGGCUCUAAUCCCUACAGGCUGAACCAGUAUGCUGAGAAUCUGGUAGAGUCCCAGCCAAAGGAUGUAGGAGUAGCAGAUGUCUAUGAGAGCAAAGCUCAAGAUACCAGUGACUUUGUCUUCAUCAGCAUCUGUGUCCUUGCUGGGGUUCUAAUGGUGAUUGCUAUUGUUGGGUUAGUCUUAUUAUAGGCAUCUGCCUCUUUGCUUAUGCUCCUGUACUGUUAGAGCGCUUUCUUUGAUUAAUUGGGUUUACAGUGCAUUCAGAAAGUAUUCACUUUUGUCGAUUUUGUUAUGCUGCAGCCUAAUUCUACAGUUGUUGAAAUUCAUUUUUUCUCUCAUUAAUCUACACUCAGUACCCCAUAAUGACAAAAUGAAAACAGAAUUUUAGAGAUGUCCAUAAAUUUACGCACUAUACAGCUAUCCACCUUACAAUUGCAAUUCUAAGCAGUGCCGAAAGGAUUAACACCAAAUAGCAAUAGCACUUAGACUUAUAUACUGUUCCACAGUGGCUUUAUAGCACUCUCUGAGUGGUUUACAACAUUAUCAUAUUGCCCCCAACAAUCUGAGAUCUGACUUUACCGACCUCAGAAGGAUGGAAGGCUGAGUGAACCUUGAGCCCAUGAGGAUCUAACUCCUGGCAAUGGGCAAAGUUAGCCUACAAUAUUGCAUUCUAAUAGGGGUGAAAUUCACUUACCUUUUCUACCAGUUUGUCAAUGUGCACACACAUGCACAGAGUCUUAAAAUGUUGCAAAAAAGUGAUGUCCGCACGAAUAGGUGGAGCGUCCUGCAGCCGCUGCUACCGGUUCACCCAAGGCAGAUCGAACCAGCUGAAUUUCACCCCUGGAUUCUAACUACUGUGCCACCAUGGCUAAAUAAAAACAAAAACAUUACAAACCACAAUUAUUAAUGAAAUGAUGGCAGGCAAAUCAACUCCACUGAUGGCAAGCAAAUUAGCACAAAAUCACGCCUAACUUCCAGACUUUAUGCUCAAUGAACAACCAGAUCUUUAAAGAGUUAUCACAUGCUAGCAGGGUCAGGGCCCCACAAAUGGGUAUGGUGUUCCAGGUGAAUGGAACUGCAAUAAAGAAGGAAAACUUCCUCAGUUCUACCUGAUGGUACCGUUUAAUGGGUGGGACCUGGAACCCUGUUAGAUCCAAUGGAACAGAUAGAAAGAAUUGGAGAGAGGUGUCCUGCAAAUAACCUGGUUCUAUGCCAUGAAGAGCUUUAUUAGUCAUAAUCAGCACCUUGAAUUGGGUUUGGAACCCUACUGAGAAUCAGAGCAGCUUGCAAAUGAACGGUGUAACUUGGGCAAGCACGGAUGUUCCCAUAACUCCCUGUGCAGUUUUGAAUUAUAAAAGGCACCCAUGACAGCUCUGCUCCCACGGACUUUAAUUCUGAUUAUUAUUAAAAAAAAUGUGCUCAAAAUUUUACUAUUCGAAAGUCUUCAUAUCAGCAAUAUGUUACAGAGGUAGUCCUUGACUUGCAAUUAUUUAUUUAGAGCAGGAGUCUCCAAACUCAGCAACCUUAAGACUUGUGGACUUCAACUGCCUCAGCUUUGCUGGCUGAGGAAUUCUUGGAGUUGAAGUCACAAGUCUUAAAGUUGCCAAGUUUGGAGACCCCUAUUUAGAGACUGUUUAAAGUUAUGAUAGUGCUGAAAAAAAGUGAUUUAUGACCAGUCCUCACACUUAUUGACUACUGCAGCAUCCCCAUGGUCACAUGAUUACAAUUUGGGUUCUGGGCAACUAGUAUGUAUUUAUUAUAAUGUUCCAGGGACAUACGAUCACUAUUUGAGGCCUUCCCCAUCAGCUUGCAACAUGCAAAGUCAAUGGGGAAAACCAGAUUCACUCAGCAACCCUGUGAUUUCCUUAAUGAUCAUGGCAAAAAAGGUUUUAAAAUCCAUCUCAGUCACAUGAUGACUUACUUAAGAUACACAUCACCUAGCAAAUGCAGUUCUAGUCCCAAUUGUGGUUGUAAGUCAAAGACUUCCUGUAUGUCCCCAAUGUAUUUCCACCGGUUUCCUUGUAACUUGCUUUUCGAUACAGUAUUAAUUAUAAUUUCAUUUAGCUAUCCAUUUCUGGUUCCUUGGACAAAUAAAUUUUCUUCAUUCCUUUUUUAAAUUGCAAUUUUCACUUUGCAGAGGAGAAGACUGUGAGAUAUAAAAACUGACCAAUUUUCUGUUGAUGCUCUACAUAUAGGUAUGAAGCCACAUCAAGAUCUUUUUUGGCCUGCUAAAGUACUUGCUUUCUGAUAGUGUGCUGGAAACAUCUGAAAAUGCGUACAAAAUGGAGGAUAAUUCUUUACAUAAGAAUCUUUUUUGAAUAUAAAAAAAUCUUCCUUGUAUAUUCAGAACAAGUAAGAAACUUCAAUAAGUUUCCACAAAACUGUCAUGUUCAGUGUUCUGAUUUGACUGUUAUAUUGGUAGAUUUGAUUUAACCAAGAGGCCAAGAUGCACUGCAGCAUUACUAGAUUCUGAAAGUCUCUGUCUACAGAUUUGUUCAAGAGUGCACAUAAGAAGUCAUUUCCAUAAAGAAUAUCAAAAGAAUAUGACUUAUCCCAGCCUUCACACGACUCAGACUGACACAUAAUGCAAGCUUCUUUUGAGCUUCUUGAUGUAAUUUUGACUCACGUAUGCAUAUUACAGUUUUUAAAAUGAAAGUGACUUCACAGCGUUUCUGCGUAUAAACUCAGUAACGGUAAAAACUCAAAUUCAUAAACAGGGCUGGAAAUGGAGUUAGGAUAGGCAUUAGCAUUUAAAACUACUAUGUCCUUCUCUUUUUCAAAUCAUCUCCAGAUCGUUCCAUAUUUAAAAUUCCUAGUCAUCUUUCUUUAAGUUUGAAGAUCUUGAGCAUGUGCUUCAUUUUUUUAACCCUCCAGUUCACUUCUUGUGUUUCUAUUCUGGUCUCAUACGGUAUUCUAUUUCAACUAUUAUUCCUCAAAGAUGCCCACGUUACAACUUAGCUUCAAAUGCAUGUAUGUGUAACUGAACAGACCCCAGUCAACUUAGUGGUGUUAAUUUAUUGAUGAACAGGAUAAGGUUGCAAAUUAAGCUGAAAGACAUCCCAGAAACAUAAGUUUUAACUCCCUUAAUUGAGUUAUUUAUUUAUUUAUUCGUUUGUUUGUUUAAUUAUUUAAUUCCAUGUAGGUGCUGCCCAACUGCAAGUCAACUCUAGGUGAUUCAGAAUAAUAAAUAAUUAACAGAAUAACAGAGUUGGAAGGGACUUUGGAGGUCUUCCAGUCCAAAUAUGUUUUGUUUAACAUUAGGACAACUUUUGAAAUCAUCAUUCAACACAAGCACUAUCAAGCAGGCUUCAGUUAGAGAGAGAGAAAAAUAUUAAAGCCACCCACAACUACACAAACCCAUUAGUGGCCUUUAAGUUUUUUCUCUAAUGCAUAAUGUUUACAUUUUCCUUUUUCACUUUCUAUAUAUCCACCCUCACUCUCCACCACAUAGGACCUUUUCCAUUCCUUUGCCUUUCUGACAUUUGACUAUAAAAUAUCAUAAUUUAUAUUAUCAUCCAAAACCAUUACCAUAAAAAGUACAACUUUUGCCAAAAUUGUAGCAAGAGACUCCUGAUGUUUCAUUAUUUAAAAAUAAUGUUAGAAUUAUUUUUCCAAUAAUUCGAAAUCUACGUUGUCUGUAUCUGUUCCCCUUUCCAGAAUUUUGCAUACUGAUGUUCUGGAGCGGGGGUCUCCAACCUUGGCAACUUUAAGACUUGUGGACUUCAAGUCCCAGAAUUCCUCAGCCAGCAAAGCUGGGAGUUGAAGUCCACAAAUUGCCAAGGUUGGAGACUCCUAUUCUGGAAUAUUGCUCCCAUCUACAUAUAGUACUUAAUCAUGAGAUACUUUGGUUCCUAUUACAGGUAGUCCUUGACUUACGACAACAAGCAACCCCAACAUUUCUGUGGCUAAAUGAAACAAUUCACCUCUAAGUGAAUUUUGCCCCAUUUUACAACCUUUCUUGCCAUAGUUGUUAAGUGAAUCAAUGCAGCAGUUAAGUAAAUCUGGCUUUCCCAUUGACUUUGCCUGUCAGAAGGUCACAAAGGUGGUUACAGGACGUUAGGACACCGUAACCAUCAUAAAUAUGGACCAGUUGCCAAGCAUCUGAAUUUUGAUCGUGUUACCAUGGGGAUACUGCAACAGUCAUAAGUGCAAAAAACAAUUGUAAUUCACUUUUUUCCAGUGUUGUUGCAACUUUGAACAGUCACUAAAUGAACUGUUGUAAGUCAAGGGCUACCAGGGGUGGGUUCUACUUAACUUUACUACCAGUUUGCAAUGGGGCCCCGCGCGCAUGCGCAGACGCUUCCUGAUGACAUCUGGGUCAGUGGCAGAGCCUCCCGCCGGUUUUACUACCAGUUCUUGCUAACUGGUCCGAACUGGGGACAACCCACCACUGAGGGCUACCUGUAUUAGUGCUCAGACUGGUAAAUCUAAUUCUGCAAAGCUGCGAAAGGAAACAUCUAUGCAGGAAUAUGUAUGAGAGAGAGCAGUCAAAAGAGUGAAGAUGAUAGUCCUGAUCCUGUGAAUGGACCUCUAGCCCCAUAGGACAUACAUUAAAAGGAGCAAAGACUUCGUCGCAUUGUCAUAAUUGCCAUCUGGACUUCUUUUUUAUGACUUUCAGUGAAUAUCCCUGUAUCUACAGUAACAAAUAAAUGCCCGGAUUGGAUAUUAUUUUACAUAUAUCAAACACAGUUCCAUAGUCGCAAAGAAAUCUGUUUAAACCAACCAGGGAAGCGUAUAGUAUCCUAUGGUAUUAUUCAGACUUUGUGCAAGUAGAUUUAUUGACACUUGCAAUCAUGUAGAUAAAAGGAACAGAUUAAAAAAGACAAUCUGUCCAUUAUUCCUCAUGAAGAAAGCUUUCAUUAUCAGGGUUUUUACUGAGUCAAUGUUUAUUGGGCCAAUUUGUUGGCAAAUGACAGAUUUAUGAGUGAAAUAUUUGCCAACUGUGUUAAGCUUCAUUAAGGAAACAUUGGUGUGUAUACAUUCAGACCUAGGAAAGAAAGCUAAACUAGCUUUAAUAAAUGAACAUCUUAAGGUUAGUCAAUGACUAUGAAUAUAACUAUCACUUUGAGAUUAGAAAGAAGGAUUGACCUUAGAGACUUCUUAAAAGAUGUAAUUAUCUUUCUUCUGCCAGAUGUGAAUACAGUAUUUACUAAUUGUAUAGAAGCCAGUUUUUUUGUGAUUGAACAAAACAUAUACUGGCCAAUUAUGGCAUGUCAGUUAGUAGCGUAAGAGGAGACAGUGUAAG